Phacochoerus africanus (Common warthog) is the source of this 2156-nucleotide messenger RNA. RefSeq names its product NIMA related kinase 3 (gene NEK3). Lineage: Eukaryota; Metazoa; Chordata; Mammalia; Artiodactyla; Suidae. The coding region runs from base 136 to 1656 and encodes 506 amino acids. The record is from RefSeq and is a predicted model, not a curated record. The transcript is spliced from 16 exons. Gene Ontology annotation, molecular function: ATP binding; protein kinase activity. Gene Ontology annotation, biological process: protein phosphorylation.
CGAGAGACGACCGGCCGGCCCGCCCCCCGGAAACGCGCCAGCCUCGGGGGCCGAAGAGCCGACUCGGGUCGCGGGGGCAGCGGUUCUAGAGCCCGUGGUGACCGCGGAGGGGAGCCGGCCGCGCGGGCGCCCAGCAUGAACGGCUACAGGGUCCUCCGAGAGAUCGGGCAGGGCUCUUUCGGCAGAGCCCUCUUGGUUCAGCAGGAAGACAGCAAUCGGAUGUUUGCCAUGAAAGAAAUAAGACUUCCCAAGUCUCACUCCGAAACACAGAAAUCUAGGAAGGAGGCUGUUCUGUUGGCCAAUAUGAAACACCCCAAUAUUGUUGCCUUUAAAGAGUCAUUUGAAGCUGAAGGGCAUCUGUAUAUUGUGAUGGAAUAUUGCGAUGGAGGGGACCUCAUGCAGAAGAUAAAACAUCAGAAGGGAAAGUUGUUUCCUGAAGAUAUGAUACUUAAUUGGUUUACACAGAUGUGCCUUGGAGUAAAUCACAUUCAUAAGAAACGUGUGUUACACCGAGAUAUCAAGUCCAAGAAUAUCUUCCUCACCCAAAAUGGAAAAGUGAAACUGGGCGAUUUUGGAUCUGCCCGUCUUCUCUCCAAUCCCAUGGCGUUUGCUUGCACAUAUGUGGGAACACCUUAUUAUGUGCCCCCGGAAAUUUGGGAAAACUUGCCGUAUAACAAUAAAAGUGACAUCUGGUCCUUGGGAUGCAUUCUCUAUGAACUCUGUACCCUUAAACAUCCAUUCCAGGCAAAUAGUUGGAAAAGUCUUAUCCUUAAAGUAUGUCAGGGGUCCAUGAGCCCACUGCCAGCCCAUUAUUCCUAUGAGCUUCAGCAUCUCAUCAAGCAGAUGUUUAAAAAGAAUCCUUCACAUCGUCCUUCUGCGACUACGCUUCUCUCCAGGGGCUCUUUAGCUCGGCUCAUCCGGAAGUGCUUACCCCCAGAGAUCAUCACAGAAUAUGGUGAACAGAUAUUAGAAGAAACCAAAAAAUCUAAGCAAAGUACACCAAGAAAAAAGGAUCCCAGCAGAAUUAGGAUAGCCUUGGAAAAUGAAGCCAGCACAGCGCAAAGGGAAGAACUAGGGGGAAAGGGUAGCCACAGUGACAUAGAAAGCAUUAAUACAAACCUGGCUGAUAGUGCCUUGAGGAGAGUAAACAGAGAAGAGAAAGCAGACACUAAAGCAGCCCAUCCAAGGAAAGCCAGUUCACCAGCUCCUGUCCGGGGACACUGGGAGAAAAAUGUAUCUGGUUCCGCUCUCAGAGCUUUGGAAAAUGCAUCCAUUCUCACCUCCAGUUUAACAGCAGAGGAUGAUAGAGCAGGUGGUUCUGUAAUAAAGUACAGUGAAAAUAAUGCCCGUAAGCAGUGGCUCAAAGAGACGCCCGAAACCUUGAUGAACAUUCUGCAGAACGCUGAUCUCAGCCUGGCAUUUCAGACAUACACAGUUUAUAGACCCGGUGGAGAGGGGUUCUUUAAAGGCCCCCUGUCUGAGGAGACAGAAGCAUCAGACGAUGUUGAUGGAGGUCACGAUUCUGUCAUCUUGGAUCCAGAGAGACUUGAACCUGGGCUGGAUGAGGAGGACACGGACUUUGAGGAAGACGACAGUCCGGACUGGGUAUCGGCGCUGAAACAGCGAGCUGGCUGGCAAGGAGCGUGUGAUGGAUAACGCCCAGUGGAGGGUUCCUUAGUCACAGUGAGGGCAUGUUUAACAUGAGGAAUUGAUAGUUGGAUAAUAAUUAGCUCAUGGGAUGUAUAUUUUCCUUUGGAAACAGGAUGAAGAGGGAAACUGAAUAUUUAAAAUUGUUUUGGUUAGUAUGAUAAGGUAUAAAAAAAAAAAAUCUAGAACUCCUAUGCGUGUUUGAAUUCAAAAGAGAAGGCAUGAGCGGAAUGGAUCUGGGGUUUGGCCUUUGCAGUCAGAAAUAGAAAUUGAAUGUGACCACUUACUGCUUGUCUGAUGGUGGGAACUUAUUUAACCUCUUUGAGCCUGAAGUUCCUCAACUACAAAACGAGGCUAAGAAUGCCUGCCUCAUAGGGUUGCUGGCCUUGGUCCAUUACAGCCGCCCGUAAUGUUGUUAUUUGCGUUGUUAUGCUUUGUGCUUAUUACUUUGUAGCUCUUUUUACAUCUACUAAAGUUUUGAGCAUCUAAAUAUAUUAAUUAUAAUGUAA